CUCACUUCUGCUGGCAUUCACUCUUUCAGUCGGGCUUCCUCUCUUUCUUUCCGAUCAUUGAGCCAGUCGACGUGUUUUUGUCUUGUUCUCGUCUUGUUCUCUAUCCAAUUUAACGGAUAUCCUUACCAACUCACUGAUUCAGAUAUCCAUGAUGGCCUCCUCCCAAGGUGAAAGUCGUUCAAAUUCUCUGCCCAAAGCCCCUGAAUUCUCGAAUCUAGAGGUUCGAAGCACUUGGGGUGGUAGCCUGGAUGAGCCAGUGGAUCUCAGAAUCUCUUUGGUGGCUCAUUGCGUACCAAGCACGAGAAUCCCCCUAUUAAAUGUCAGAUCUGCGAGAAUAUCCGUCCUCAAAACACGUUUGAUCCGGCUUCAGUCUGAUGAAUCAAGCGAUGAUAAUCUGUCAAGCACAAGUUCCCCUCAGAGCCCUCUAUUUGGCUUCUCAUCUGUACCGGAUGAUCAGGACAAUAACUAUGAAGCACAUGGCCUGGGUAUUGAGGGGUCCAAUGUGGUAGAGACGGUGAAUUCCGCUGUGAUGAUUGACGAAGCAGGGUCCUCGACUAGCGGAACUACAGAGAACCGCUUCGGUCGUCAUGCUGUAUCAACUUCGUUAGAUCCUCCGUAUCAUUCACCAUCCGUACCAGGCUUACGUUCGAACUUCGCUAAGUGCGAAGAUUGGUCGAUGCUCCAACGCCUGGGAAAAAGAAGUGCAGCCGCAGCGUGUCUGACGGAUUCCGAGUCAGGUUCUGUCAAGGCCGAGGGCUCCGACCGAAAAGAAACGCGGAACGGCAUGGCUAGUAGUAUUACAAAUGCGGAACCCAGCCAGAACGCAGCGCAUGACUCAAAAGGACUGAAUGGACACCUGGCUACCAACUCUCCGCUUUCCGGAAUACAACCCGAUGGUGUUUCCCUGAAGUCUAUAUCCCAGUCGGGACGUCUAGGAAAGGGAGUAACUGCUGAUUCUAUAACUGGCGACCCUGUCGUCGCUCCUAGCAACACCCAAAUUAAUGGGCUAGUUGAUGUUUCCGAAGAUAAGGGAGUAGUAGCCGAUACAGAGGUCGGAACUCGGGAGGUCGGUAUUACCACCACAUUGGAUACUGAUAACCAUCUAAUCCACAUUUCUAAGAGCCCGGUGACUACUGGAUCCGGGUUUGGCCGGUCUGCUGUGGACAUGUUCUCAAUUGAUGAGGGUAUGUUGUCUGCAGAGCAUGCAAACAAAGGCACCUCAGGAGCAUCGAAUGGCAUGUUUGAGCAGUCCCUUGGGGCGACUCGAAAGCCAGAUUUUGCAGAGUUUAGCUCCGCUACAACUGCACAUACACUCCUUAGUUCCAGCCCUGAUCAUGCCGUCACACCAGAUAAAAACGAACAGAGCAUGAAUUCAUGGGCCUCUCUUCUUCCAAAGCUCACCAUACCACGAACAUCCUAUCAGGAAUUUGGAAAGGACAGCCUUAGGCACGAUGGUGAUCACGAUGCACACUCACCAAGGCAAUGUGAGCCGGAGUUCGACGUUAACUCCGGCAUCUUGUUCAUUAGGAAUCCUUGCAAUCUUCAGCCGGCAUCAUACAAGCUUGUAAUCACCCUAUCGGUCUUCCUGCGAGAAGGGAAGCAGAGGGGAUGGAAUGAACUAGUAAUACAAGGACUUCCCAAGCUGAACAGUGGCGAGUGCGGGUUCCUUCUCUUCCGCAUCCCGAAAAAGUACGGCCUUGAGCUCCGUACGACAAGCUUACAGAGGUAUAAGAUUGUGGAGAACUGUUUCAUGGCUGAAUUUUGUUCCACAGGCGACCUUGUGAUUCCGCUUCGCAGGUGUCACCGGAAGUUCUACGGAAUUGUCAAGGAUUUUAUUGUUCACCAGGAAAUCAGGGCUGAAUAUGUCGUCAACUCUGACAAACGAGAUUCUCAGUCAGACGUGCAGGUGAAAUACCACGCAAUCUGCUCUGUCAGACUUCACAAUCGUUGCUUCUGGGCCGAGAAAUGCUGCCUCCGGCUUUCCAUCGACGGCGGUCCAGAGAGCUCCUUCCAUAGCAAGCUUGAUUCCCAUAGAGGCGGACUGGAGAUGAUCCACAUCACCCCUCAAGAGGGCACUCCUAUUGGUAUCUCGUGCCUGGAAAUUAUCUGCUCCCCCGGAGAUCUAGAAUUGUUUUGUGUGGACUGGACAGUCCGGCUUCCUCAAGAACGAGCAAUCAGUUGGCUCCCGCGAAUUUAUCCGGCAUCAUAUAUGACCUGUGACCGUGUUAGACAUCAACUUCGGUACACGUUUGAAAAUAUGGAGGCUGCCUCACUCUCACAGACUGAGCGCUUCUGCGACCACGAAAACGAGCAAUUCCCAGGAGGAGACUUUGAGCCCACGAACGAAGGCAGCGUUACUGGUAUUGCAGACCCCGAAGACCCUGUCCAAUUGUCACCGAUCAAACUUGUACAGGAGUAUCACGAGGCCAAGGGGCUUUGGGGGACAUUGAACGUCGUAAAAAUCGUUCUUCUCGGCUGCAUAUGCAUACCCUAUGUGUUGGUCUUCGUGUUCGCGUUCCCAUGGCUCAAUCGGGCUGUCAUGGACGUUGUGACAUGGCCCGAGGAGAAUUCCACUAUUACUGUCCCGAUCAAUGGUCCGAAUAUGAGCCAGGGAGGGAUGGUGUACUGGCAUAUCGAGCCCUGGGAGGCCAAAGUGGAUGACAGUCCGAUUCCCACGCAAGAUGCCGAGCCAAUUGAAGAGAGAUUGGUUGUAAACAAGCCCACGGAUGUUGAUUUGGGAUUCGACGGAUCCGCACCAGAGCCAGCCCUCGAGUCGAAUGCGGAACGUACCUUGACUUUCCGGGACAAGGUUGAUUACUGGCUUGGUUGGCGGGGACCUGUCGAGCAUUCUGUUGACGGUGAGAUUGACGCGUAACUGCAAGCUGGCUAAGGAUAGGAGAAACUCAGGAAAGACAGGAGGAGAGUAGGCGCUGCUUAUCU
Aspergillus ibericus CBS 121593 is the source of this 2940-nucleotide messenger RNA. RefSeq lists its product as uncharacterized. Bases 152 to 2875 code for a protein of 907 amino acids. NCBI's taxonomy places the organism in Eukaryota, Fungi, Ascomycota, Eurotiomycetes, Eurotiales, Aspergillaceae. The record is from RefSeq and is a predicted model, not a curated record. The transcript is spliced from 2 exons.